AUGUUUGCUGCACGCCAUGGCGGCAGUCUUCUGCGGACGUGUCUCUCGCUGAGCUCUAGACCGGCCACUGCGCCAUCCAAGGUCUCGUUUCUGCAGGGCUCCAGCUCACAAAUUCGCAAAUUGGCAACAGAAGUUGCAGCCCCGAACCAAGUCCAUGAAGCGUUGACGCGGACGUCGAAUCUCUUCAAGACAUACAAGCCUAUUACUCCUGGUCGUCGCCACCUACGACGACCCCUCAAUGAACACCUUUAUGAAGGACGUCCCCUGCGUCUGCUGACGGUGCCGCUAAGGAAGAAAGGCGGACGAAACAGCACUGGCCGUAUUACCGUCCGCCAUCGCGGCGGCGGCCACAAGCGGCGUAUACGGCUUGUUGACUUUAUGCGCACCGAGCCGGGCCCCCACCAGGUCGUGCGCAUUGAGUACGACCCCGGGAGGUCGGCACACAUCGCACUACUCUACAAUCCGGAUCCCAACGUGAGUGGCCGGAAGAAAUGGAGCUAUAUCCUUGCGCCCGAGAACAUCAAGGCCGGAGAUGUUGUGGAGAGCUUCAGGAACGGCGUGCCCGACGGGUUAGUGCCGGGGUACGUCGACUCGAAGGACAAGCGCGGCAAGCUUCUCGACACUGGCGUCGGGAGCGACACGUCCACAACCACCGCCUCACUCGCGCUUGGCUUGCUACGUUCGCGCACGAUCAAGCCGGGCAACGUCCUGCCUUUGCGGCUCAUCCCUACCGGCACUAUCAUCCACUGCAUCUCCCUCCACCCCGACAAGCCCGGUAUCCUCGUCCGGGCGGCGGGCACAUUCGCGCAGGUCGUGGCGCACGACGACGUGGGAAAGUACACGCUCGUGAGGCUGCAGAGCGGCGAAGUGCGCAAGGUGCUGCAGGACUGCUGCGCGACGGUGGGGAAGGUCAGCAAUCCGCUGUGGAAGAACCGUAGCUUAGGCAAGGCGGGGCGCGCUCGGUGGCUGGGCUGGCGGCCUACCGUGCGCGGUAUGGCUAUGAAUGCGUACGUGUCAUGUGACCAUCCCCACGGAGGAGGUCGUGGUAAGUCGAAGGGUAACAAGCAAGCGCGAUCUGUGUGGGGUUGGCUUGCACGUGGCCGGCGCACGAGGAAGCCCGGUCCCAAGGGUCCCAAGAACAGCAAUAAGAUGGUUGUACGGGAGAGACCUAGGGGGAAGGAGAAGCGGUCUAACUAG
Gloeophyllum trabeum ATCC 11539 is the source of this 1197-nucleotide messenger RNA. RefSeq lists its product as uncharacterized. Gene Ontology annotation, biological process: cytoplasmic translation. The record is from RefSeq and is a predicted model, not a curated record. Gene Ontology annotation, molecular function: structural constituent of ribosome; RNA binding; transferase activity. The coding region runs from base 1 to 1197 and encodes 398 amino acids. Gene Ontology annotation, cellular component: large ribosomal subunit; ribosome. The transcript is spliced from 2 exons. Lineage: Eukaryota; Fungi; Basidiomycota; Agaricomycetes; Gloeophyllales; Gloeophyllaceae.